This is a messenger RNA of Hermetia illucens (black soldier fly), 3188 nucleotides long. RefSeq lists its product as uncharacterized. The record is from RefSeq and is a predicted model, not a curated record. Gene Ontology annotation, biological process: monocarboxylic acid transport; transmembrane transport. NCBI's taxonomy places the organism in Eukaryota, Metazoa, Arthropoda, Insecta, Diptera, Stratiomyidae. Gene Ontology annotation, molecular function: monocarboxylic acid transmembrane transporter activity. The transcript is spliced from 16 exons. Bases 78 to 3101 code for a protein of 1007 amino acids.
UCAGCCGGAUAGUUUCGUGAGGAUUUCAUCUGGCUUAGACGCAUAAAACUAUAUAUAUUAGUGAAUUAGUGAUUAAAAUGGAAAUGAAAAACGUUAAGAAAAAAUACAAGCUCGUACCUCCAGAAGGUGGAUGGGGAUAUGCGGUCGCAAUGGGGCAAGUUUUAGCUUUUAUGGCCAUAUUUGUGGUAAUGCACGGUUACGCGUUGAUAUUCAACGAUUUUUUGAUUGAAAUCGGAAUGGGAACGAGCAUUGUUGCUCUUCUAAACAGUUGUUCUGCUGGAGCGACUAGUUUCGCGGGACUCUUUUGUAAUUUACUAACCCAGCGGUUCACCGAACGAAGUGUGGGAGUGGCUGCAGCUAUCGCCUAUUGCUUUGGGAGCUUCAUCAAAAUUUUUGCGGAGACUACUGUGCCGCUUUUUGUUGCCACGAUAAUCCAUGGUGCAGCUAUUGGAAUAAUAUUUCCCAUUGUGUUUUCAUCGUUCAAUCAGUACUUCGUUGAGCGGCGAGCAUUUAUGGCUAGUGCUACCCAAAUUUUCAUUGGGUUGGGAAAAGUUGGCGCCCCCCUUGGGGUACAGUACCUUUUGGAUAACUAUGGUUUUCGAGGGUGUCUAGCGAUUUUAGCAGCCGUUAAUUGCCAUUCCAUUCUCGGAAUGCUGGUUAUGCAUCCAGUCGAAUGGCAUAUGAAAAAGGUUCUAAUUAUUGAUGAAGAAGACGAAAAGGAAAGCACGAAGCCAGGACAUGAAGAAUCACCAAAUGGGAAAUCUGAGGACGACCAGCAAUUGAAACCGUUGAUGGUAGAACAUGAGGAGAAAUCUCAUAUGAAAACAAGUCCUUCACUGAGACCGAGUGCAGCAAAUUCAAGAAGGGACAGUUUAAUCAGUGCUGCCGAGUGGGGCGGUUCGGUUAUUAUUAGUGAAGCUCUGGAACGUGAGGCGAAACAACCAAAGAAAUGGAAAUUUGUUAGAAGCCUUCUUGACUUAACCCUUAUCGAGGAUCCAAUUUAUAUGAACCUGGUAGUUGGGAUAGUCUUUACCUUUUAUUCGGACCUCGCUUUCUCGGCCUUUCAACCGUUAUACUUGUUUGAGAUUGACUACUCGCAGGUUGAAGUUUCACAAGUAAUUGCCGUGGGAACUGCUGCUGACCUAGUGGCCAGAUGUGUAGCAACAGCAAUUAGUGCGGUUAUGGAAAUUCGUUCGAAAUUGUGCUUUUUUUUGGCAGUGGUUUUGAGCCUUGUUGCACGAUGUGCAUUUUUCUACGCAAAUGAUUAUUGGAGUAUGAUCGUUGUAACUGCAGUUAUUGGCUUCCUUAAGACGUGGUUGCUGAUUCCUGUAGGUUUAAUUUUUACUGAGUAUCUACCAACGGAGAGGUUUGCAUCUGGCUACGGACUUUUCAUGUUCCUUCAAGGGAUGUUCUCACUUGGUUUGGGUCCUGUGAUGCAAUUCAUUCGCGACUUCACGUAUUCUUAUAUAUGGGUUUUCCACGCUCUUAACCUUCUCCUAUUAAUAAAUGUGGUUACAUGGAGUUUAGAGUAUAUUUGGGUACGCUAUGUGGGAGGCAAAAAGGACGAAAUAGGAGCAGAAUCAAAGAACGAAGGAUCCAAGUAUAAGCUCGUUCCUCCAGAGGGAGGAUGGGGAUACGUUGUCGCCAUGGGGAAAGUCACAGCUUUCCUAUCCAUGUUUGGGGCAAUGCAUGGCUUCGCGUUGAUAUUUAACGACUUUUUGAAAGUAAUUGGCGUUGGGACUAGCAUUGUCGCUAUCCUGGGUAGCAGUUCGUCUGGUGCAAUGAGUUUUGCAGGACUUUUCUCCAAUCUACUUACCCAGAAAUUUUCAAAGAGAAACAUAGGAGUAGUUGCGGCUAUUGCGUAUUGCAUUGGAAGCUCCUUUCAGAUAUUUGCAAACUCAACCUGGCCGCUUUUUGUUGCGGCGAUAUUGCAUGGGGCGGCACUUGGAGUAAUGUUGCCCAUCGUAUUCUCAACGUUCAAUCAUUACUUUGUUGAGCGGCGAGCAUUUAUAACCAGCGCAACCCAAAUAUUAAUUGGAGUAGGUCAAGUUGGAGCUCCUCUUGGAGUACAAUAUCUUCUAGAAGUUUACGGAUUUCGGGGAUGUCUCGCCAUUCUAACUGCGAUUAAUUUUCAUUCAGUACUUGGAAUGCUAGUAAUGCAUCCUGUUGAAUGGCAUAUGAAAAAGGUUCCCAUUACUGAGGAAGAAAAGGUGGGGAAAAACAGGAAACAGGGGCAAGAGGAGUUACCAAAUGGUAAGUCCAAAUCUGAAGACGUUGAGCAAAUGAAACCUUUGAUGGUUGCGCCCGAGGAUAAACCUUAUACCAAAACGAUUUCAUCAUUGAGAGCGAGUGCUAACCCUUCAAGAAGGGGCAGUUUCGUAAGUGUUGCUGACUGGGCGGGAUCGUUAGUUAUAAGCGAAAUCUUAGAACCGGAAGUGAAACCAUCUAAAAAAUGGACUUUCAUUGGAAAUCUUCUGGAUUUGAAACUUCUCAAGGAUCUGGUUUAUGUUAACCUGGUCGUUGGCAUAGUGUUCACCUUUUAUGCAGAUUUCUCCUUCUCCUCUUUUCAACCGUUAUAUUUAUUCGAAAUAGAUUAUACCCAGGUGGAAGUAUCACAAAUAAUCGCUGUGGGAACUGGUGCUGAUUUAGUGGCAAGGUGUAUACUGACAGCAGUCAGUGCAGUCGUUGUAGUUCCUCCAAAAUUGUGUUUCUUCGUGGCAGUCAUUUUAAGCUUAGUGGCACGGGUUGCAUUUUUCUACAUCGAAGACUUCUGGGGUAUGGUAAUCAUUACCGCAACAAUUGGCUUCCUCAAGACUUGGCUGCAUGUUCCAGUGGGUUUAAUUUUUGCCGAGUAUCUACCAAAGGAGAGGUUUGCAACUGGCUAUGGCCUCUUCAUGUUCCUGCAAGGGAUGUUUACUCUCAGCAUGGGUCCAGUGAUCCGAUAUACUCGAGAGUUCACACGUUCUUACAUAUGGGUCUUCCAUGUCCUGAAUAUGUUUAUGGUUAUAACUUUAAUUGUAUGGAGCGUAGAGUACCUUUGCAGGCGGUUUUGUUGUUCCGUUAAGAGCGAAUCGGGAAGAAAUUCCCCGAAAGGAGCUUAGAUGUCAGCUUAUUUUAGGUCAAUGAAAUUGGUGUAAAAAUUAGGCACUUCUGAAAUAUUGGAAUUGGAGUUUCAGGUCUAGUUUUAA